Messenger RNA from Amborella trichopoda, 2345 nucleotides. Lineage: Eukaryota; Viridiplantae; Streptophyta; Magnoliopsida; Amborellales; Amborellaceae. The record is from RefSeq and is a predicted model, not a curated record.
GCUCUCUCUCUCUCCUCAACGCCAAAACUCCAUCUGCCGCAACAAAACCCAUCUCUCUCUCUCGCUCUCUCACUCAUAUAUCACUUAGGAAUGGCCUACUGCUCACUGUCCACAUCAAGACUCCAAAACAUUUUCUCCCACUCUUCUUGCUUCCUGUUUUCUUCUCCUCCUCUCCCUUCCUCUCAUGGAUUCUUGGGCUUUUUUUUCUUACAGCCUGUUCCUUUGCCAAUUGGCCAUCGCUCAUCUUCACUCUGCUGUCGCUCCAUCUCACUAAGGCCUCUGCAAUCCAUGGCUGCCUCCUCUGCUCAGAGCUCAGCUCCUGCAAUGGCCAAUCGCACCGGAAGUAAACAAGCAUUGAUAUCCUUGUCAGACAAGCGAGACCUGGCUUUCCUUGCCAAAGGACUUCUAGAUUUAGGGUAUUCGAUUGUUUCAACUGGUGGAACAGCAUCUAGUUUAGAAAAAGCUGGAAUUCCUGUAACUAAAGUGGAAGAAAUUACUCGCUUCCCGGAAAUGCUUGAUGGUCGUGUAAAAACUUUGCAUCCUUACAUUCAUGGGGGCAUACUAGCAAAAAGGGAUGAGUGUCAUCACAUGGAAGCUCUAAAUAUGCAUGGGAUUGGAAUGUUCGAUGUUGUGGUGGUAAACUUGUACCCUUUUUAUGAGAAAGUUUCUUCUUCUAGCCAAAUCGCAUUUGAAGAUGGUAUUGAAAACAUCGAUAUUGGUGGACCUGCCAUGAUCAGAGCUGCUGCUAAGAAUCAUAAGGAUGUUCUGGUCGUUGUUGACUCCAAAGAUUAUCCAGAUCUUUUAGAUUAUUUAGGGGGUAAAGAAGAAGGACAGCUGUUCCGCAGGAAGCUGGCAUGGAAGGCAUUUCAGCAUGUUGCAUCUUAUGAUUCGGCAGUGUCAGAAUGGUUAUGGAAGCAAUCCGGAGGGGAUAAGUUCCCUCCGAGCUUUACUGUGCCUCUCUCACUGAACUCAUCACUUAGAUAUGGUGAAAAUCCCCAUCAGAAAGCUGCAUUUUAUGUUGAUAAAAGCCUUUCUGAGGUGAAUGCUGGUGGAAUUGCUACUGCUAUACAACACCACGGAAAGGAAAUGUCAUACAAUAACUAUUUAGAUGCAGAUGCAGCUUGGAACUGUGUCUCGGAAUUCAAGAACCCCACUUGUGUGAUAGUGAAGCACACGAAUCCAUGUGGGGUGGCAUCGAGGACUGAUGCUUUAGAAGCUUAUAGACUGGCAGUGAGAGCAGACCCAGUCAGUGCAUUUGGUGGGAUAGUAGCAUUUAAUAUUGCAGUGGAUGAGGCUCUAGCUAAAGAGAUAAGGGAGUUCAGAAGCCCAGUAGAUGGUGAAACACGAAUGUUUUAUGAGAUUGUGGUUGCUCCCGAGUACACAGAAAAGGGUCUGGAGGUUCUUAAAGGCAAGUCAAAGACUCUGAGGAUCCUGGAGGCAAAGAAAAAUGAGAAAGGGAAGCUCUCCCUUAGACAAGUUGGUGGAGGGUGGUUAGCUCAAGAGUCUGACGAUCUAACCCCACAAGACAUUGAAUUCAAUGUUGUCUCCAAAAAGGUUCCUGAAGAAGCUGUGCUUCGUGAUGCUGAAUUUGCUUGGCUAUGUGUUAAGCAUGUGAAGAGCAAUGCCAUUGUAUUAGCCAAGAGACCAUAACUGUUUGAUCCCGCAUUGUGAGCCCAUUUCGGAAACGACAGCUGAAGCUCUAUAAUGCCACAACCAGCUAUGCUGGUUUUGCCCAACAAAUCGUGCCAGAAAAAGGCCUCUAAGGGCUUCAACACAGCCCACUACAUCACCUGGGUGCUCCCAACGAGAGAUAGCGAUGGAGGGUGGACACACCAUUCAAAUUAUGUGAUAUUCUAGUGCAACUCACUCUCUCCCUCACUAUCCCAGGUGAUGAAUGUAAGGGCUUUGAUUGUUCCAUGGUCCUUGGGAUUGAAGUAUGCUUUUUCAUUUGAUAUGAGAUGCCAUGCUAUUAGGAAAGUUCGAUUUGGGAUGCUGUCAUGUAUUUCCUUAGUGAGCUCCACUAGCUGUUGGGAGUGAUAUAUAUAUUCAUGCUUAUAGAAAAUAAAAAAGAAGAUCCCUGUGAGGCUGUUGUUGCGAUUAUGUCGUAUCUUGAGUAUGACAGUGCUUGUAUGAAAAUAUGUGGGCUUGAUAGCAGAUAAGUCAUUUUGUUCUUUCAUUCAAGAUAACCAUGAAGUAUUAAGUUGUAUUUUCAAAGACUUAAAAAGUUUCUUGAGACCCUGAAAGAGAAAAAAGGGAAAUGAAUCUUAAUCUGUUUGUUUCUUGUAUGAGGAUGCUUAUUUCUUUCCACAUCUGUUCGUCCAAAUUUCCAAUUUAUGAGUUUUGGG